Messenger RNA from Staurois parvus, 789 nucleotides. The record is from the annotation of a GenBank genome assembly. NCBI's taxonomy places the organism in Eukaryota, Metazoa, Chordata, Amphibia, Anura, Ranidae.
AUGGCGCUGAACAGGAACCACACGGACGGCGGGGGUGUCGUAGUUAAUAAUUGUGAGAGUGUUUUGAUGUCCUAUGACCAUGUGGAGCUUACAUUUGGUGACAUGGCAAGCACUGCAGAUGCCUUUAGGGGGACUAAGAAAGGCACGAUAAUGCUGACCCCAUACAGGGUGAUAUUUAUAUCCAAAGGAAGGGAUCCAAUGCAGUCAUUUAUGAUGCCUUUCUACUUGAUGAAGGAUUGUGAAAUCAAGCAACCAGUUUUUGGGGCUAACUUCCUCAAAGGCGUUGUGAAAGCAGAACCUGGUGGUGGCUGGGAAGGCGCUGCCACAUUUAAACUCAACUUUCCAGCUGGGGGAGCUAUAGAGUUUGGACAGUACAUGUUACAGGUGGCCUCUCAAGCUUCAAGAGGAGGACCUCCAGGAGGUGGAUUUCCUUAUAUGCCUAAUGGAGGUUAUGCCUACCCACCUCCAGCAGCCAAUGGUAUCUAUCCUCCCUCUCCUGCUGCUGCUGGGUAUCCUUUUCCACCACCACCUACAGAAUUCUACCCAGGACCUCCAAUGCAAGACAGUUCGAUGGCAUAUAUGCACCCACCUCCUCCUCCUUACCCAGGCCCUAUGCAGACUCUCUCAGCUUCUGCCCCUGACUUGCCUUCUACUCCAGCAGCUGAGGCCAAGGCUGCGGAGGCAGCUUCCAGCGGAUACAGCAGUACCAACCCUCCCAAUGUUUUCAUGCCAAUGGAUUUUCCUCCACCUCCUCCUUACUUUCCACCGGAUCAAAAGAAAAACCAAUAA